AAAGGAAACUGAGAGCAAAAGGCAACUGAAGGGAUAUAUAACUGUCACUUAGUUAGACAAACUGCUUUGAAGAAGCAAUGGAGGGGUGCAGACACCUUUCGUAGUCUUGUGAUUUUCCACAUCUUAUGACAAGACUGCUGUGGUCAAUUCAAGAGGGUGGGGCAGGAAGCACACAAACUAAAAGCUUUCAUAAAAGAGGAAGAGACUUUCUUAGCUUGUUGACUGGAGCAGGGUAGCUGCCUGCCUGAGGACUAACAGACUCAUCAGAGGACUCUGUUGGAAGGUUGCCCAACAGAAUAGAGAACACAGCCAUUCUUCUAAAUCCCACACCUCAUCACAGUCUCACUGUGUAUGUUUCAACGGAGGAGAGUACAGAGAGGACUGUUGGAGAGAGAACCAGAGGAGGAUGAAGUCUAUCAAAUUAGAUCAGUCGGCGACAGUCGAUGAGCUUACGGAGGCCUGCAUCAAAGCAUUUGAUUAUGAAGGCAGGCUGAAUGAUGAGUCUCUGGUCCGGAUGUUUCUCAUGAUGCAUCCAUGGUACCUCUCCUCUGCUGACCUGGCCAAGAAACUCUCCAGCAAGUCGCUGGAGGAAAACUGUCUGCCUGAACUCAGGUCACAAAUCUGCCAUCUUAUCAAGUACUGGAUCAGCGAGUUCCCAGCAGAGUUUGACCUGAACCCAGAGCUGGCAGAGCAGAUCAGAGGGCUGAAGGAGCAGCUGGCUCAGCAGGGAGAGGAGCACCAGAGCACACUCAUCAACGUUGACAGUGUGCCGUCAUAUGAGUGGAGUAGGCAGGUGAGCCAACCAGCUCAGUCUGAUUUCAAGAAGAGGAAGACGUCUCUCCUCUUUGAUCACCUGGACUCAUCUGAACUAGCAGAGCACCUCACCUACAUGGAGUAUAAGUCCUUCUGUCGGAUACUGUUCCAGGACUACCACAGCUUUGUGAUGCAUGGCUGCACAGUGGAUAACCCCAUCCUGGAACGCUUCAUCACCCUCUUCAACAGCGUGUCUCAGUGGAUCCAGCUGAUGGUGCUCAGCAAGCCCACCGCCCCCCAGAGGGCUGCAGUCAUCUCCCACUUUAUUAGGGUCGCACAGAGGUUGUUACAGCUGCAGAACUUCAACACUCUGAUGGCAGUAGUGGGGGGUCUCAGUAACAGCUCCAUCUCACGCCUCAAAGACACACAGUCACACAUCAGCAACGAUGUGAGCAAGGUGUUCAACAACCUGGUGGAGCUUGUGACAUCCUGUGGGAACUAUAGCCAGUACCGCCAGCGCUUCUCAGAGAGCACAGGCUUCCGUUUCCCCAUCCUGGGCGUGCACCUCAAGGACCUGAUUGCUGUGCACGUAGCCCUGCCCGACUGGAGUGACCGGGAGAAGACGCAGGUCAACCUGGCCAAGACCCAACAGCUGUAUGCCAUCCUCCAGGAGCUUGCGCUGAUCCAGACCAUGCCACCCAGCGUCGAUGCCAACAUGGACCUGCUCAACCUGCUCAUGGUGUCUCUGGACCAGUAUCACUCAGAGGAAGAGAUCUAUCAGCUGUCCCUGCAGAGGGAGCCCCGCACAGCCAGGCCAUUGUCUACCCCAAGCCCACCUAUGAUAGAAGAGUGGGCAUCUUCAGUGAAGCCCAAAGCUGACCCCACCAUCAUCAGUAAACACAUACAGAAGAUGGUAGAGUCUGUGUUUAAGAAUUUUGACACUGAUGGAGACGGCUACGUCACUCAGGAGGAAUUUGAGAUCAUUAGGACUAACUUCCCAUACCUCUGCAAGUUUGACGACCUGGAUAAGAAUCAGGACGGCAGAAUAAGUCAGGAGGAGAUGAUUGACUAUUUCACCAAGGCCAGCUCUUUACUGAACAGCAAGAUGGGGUUCAUCCACACAUUUUCAGAGAAGCCCUGCAUGAAGCCUAUGCGUUGCCAUCACUGUAAAGGCAUGAUGUGGAGAUUUUACAAACAAAGAUACAAGUGUAAAGCCUGUGGGGUGAGCUGCCACAAAGAUUGUCGCAGCCGCCUUGCUGUGGAGUGCCGCAAACGAACACAGAGCACCUGUCACGAAUACCAUUCUCCCCAACACUCCCGUUCCUUCAGUGUGCCUACUAUAGCUCAGCCGCUACACACUGUACAACAUACAGUCAUUACAGAGGAAGCUCCUGACUCCCUGGGGGAUGAAGUGUUUGAUGUCCACCUUUGAGGAGAAUGAAGACCAACAUUGAGGACAAAAACAACAAUGACUGCCCAUGUUCCCGGCKGCAACGGCACUCUGAAGAUCUCAGUGUGAUGGAAACGUAAUGCUCCUGUUUGAAGAUACAACGGAUGUUAGAAACUUUCACAUUUUCCAGMUUAAGAGCAUUUCGCAUCUGAGGAAGGAUUUUUUAAAUUUUCUGAUUGAUUCAUCCUUCAUCUGAUUGAUUCAUCCUUCAACAUCAUAUUAUUUGCUCACAGCUUUCACAGUAGGUAAACCUACAGUAUAUGCAUAUCCCUGUGUGUAUUUGUAUGUGGUUCAUGACUGCAGAAGAUUGCUUCUCCACUAGAUGAGGCUGUUUGUGUGUCACAACACUGGAUAGUGUAGGCUACCACUGCCUUUUUACAUUCCCUGUUUUUAGUGUUUCCUGUUUGGUGUCACAACACUGGAUAGUGUAGACUAC
Salvelinus sp. IW2-2015 is the source of this 2639-nucleotide messenger RNA. It is a transcript of the gene rasgrp2, whose product is annotated as RAS guanyl releasing protein 2 (calcium and DAG-regulated). Gene Ontology annotation, molecular function: calcium ion binding; guanyl-nucleotide exchange factor activity. Lineage: Eukaryota; Metazoa; Chordata; Actinopteri; Salmoniformes; Salmonidae. Gene Ontology annotation, cellular component: plasma membrane. Gene Ontology annotation, biological process: Ras protein signal transduction; positive regulation of GTPase activity. The record is from RefSeq and is a predicted model, not a curated record.